Messenger RNA from Phymastichus coffea, 10762 nucleotides. RefSeq lists its product as uncharacterized. The record is from RefSeq and is a predicted model, not a curated record. Bases 6280 to 7161 code for a protein of 293 amino acids. NCBI's taxonomy places the organism in Eukaryota, Metazoa, Arthropoda, Insecta, Hymenoptera, Eulophidae. The transcript has 4 exons.
UCCCUUUCGCUCACCCUCUUCCUUCGUUUCUCAAUCGACGUUCCGCCGUGCGCUCGCUGCGUGUCGUCGCGCCAAUUGCGUCGAAACGGCAAAUCGCCGCAGUUGCCGCCUCGACUGCUGCCGACAAAACCACGAGCGACGGCCGCGGGAUGAGGCUCCGAACGGACGCGCGUCGAGCGAAAAAUGGCAUUAGCGGCGCGUUUACGUUCGUUCGGGCGCGAGUGCUGGCGUCGCGCGGCGCGCCAACGCGGGACCGACGGUACUGGUACUUUGCGCGUUGAUCCUCGUCGUCGAGCGCGUCGCGAACAGGUUCUCGCUGGCCGUUCGGGAAUCGAAGGUGCGUCACUCGGCGCAACGAUUGUUUUGCGCGCGUCUGCACCGUUGGCUUUCACGAACGACGACGCGAGUCCCGAAGCAACGGCGAAGCGGGAGACGACGCGACAACGACGAAUCGUCGCCGAGCACGUCUUUCCUCGGCCGUACACUCGCGUGUCGCUGCAGCCGGCGUCGCUCUUCGGCAAUCGCCUUCGAUCGGUUCGCAUAGGUAAUCCACUGGUCUGUGAUACCUCGCGGACGCGACGUUUCUACCCGACGUUAUUUCAAAAGAAGCUUUCGAGAAUGUUCCCGCUAAAAGAUCCGAGGUGCCUCCUUGCCGGUGUUAUCGGAGCAGACGCACCGGAACCAUACACCGUUCAACUUCGAUCCUCGGAAGAUUGCAAAAGUCGAGACUGCAAAGGCGGACAGCAAUGAUCGAGCACGAGGAGAAGUCGUGGGCCACGGCCACUGGUAGCCCGGCGUCGUCCACUUAAUAACGUCAUCGUCUCUCUCGCCGUAGUCGACGUCUAGGGGCGCGCGGCCGAACCGACGGCUCCAGUGAACGCUGCGCGGCCGAGCGCAGCCCACGCGCACGCCGGGCCACGAUCAUUCCGCGCGAACGCUAUUACGGCGUCCGUGAUUUCUCUGGCGGCUCCGAAGAAACGUGCGUGGGCCACUCGCUCCCACUCGGCAACGGAGCCGAGCCGGUCCUGCCCCCCGCCCGCGUAAAAUCGAUUCGCCGACAGCUGGCGCUGAAUCGCGCGUCUUUUAUCGGCUCACUUGUUGCGUGACGGAAUGCACUACGUACUCGCCCUCGCGUGUGCGUGUCGUACGUGCUCCCGUCGCUCUCCGUGGUUUUUCGCGCGUACGUUCGCUUGCGAGCGCGCGCUUGGGAGCAGACUCGAGUCCAGAGCGCGCCGCCAAACGAAAAAGCAAUAUAUCCGGCUUUACGAGUCGUCGGGCGAUCGCUUAACUUUCGCGCGACGAAACAGGUGUUCGGGGAGAACUGUGCGCUCGUCACAGAGUUCUGGUCAAGGGGAGAGAGGAUCCUCGUUCGGGUUGCCAACGGCGAAAAAUGCCAGUUUCGCGUCCGCGUCGGAACGGUGACCCCGGCGCUCGUCGCCGCGCUGACGAAUCGUUCGCGCGAGACCUCGUCGUCACUUCUGUCGAGUCGUUCGGCCGGAUAUCGACUCGGUGAGUUCUGGAACGUCCGCGCUUCGUCGAACGAUACGCCUCGACAAAUUCACGAGUCCGCGGGAAUCGACGCAGGGCAAAUUGAUUGUUAUACGUUUACCGCGGCGGCAUAGAAAAGUUGGACAACCGUGAUUUCCGCUCAAACUCCACGCGAAGUGCUAUUACGCACAUCUCAGCUUGAACAUACCCAUUCGAGAAUCUUCUCUUACACGUAUAUUUUUCGUUGCGACAAUGACGAGGGUCGAUCGGGAGCGGGGUAGCCGGGGGAAGAAAAGAAAAAAAAAACGAACGAGCGUUAUGGCAGACACGCGGAGACUACUAGAGCGACAAAUUUGACACUCCAGCCUCGUUUUCUCGCUUUUCCCCGUAUGUUGGCUUUUUCUCUGUCGCGCGUGCUCCGUUUUUUCCACUCUCUGCCUGGCGCGAUAUUUAUCCGAGACAAGAGACUUCACUUUGAGGUUUCGACGUCCGUGCUGGAUGUGGAAAUGCCUCUUUAUGUUCCUCGUGAAAAUGUUUUCGGUGAUUUCGCAUUUUCGCUUUCACGACGCGUCGUUUCACGAAUAGCCGCGUUUCGGAUUGUUCCGAAGUUACGCAAUGAAACAUUAAUGUUUAUUCCGGGGCUCUCUUUCUCACUCGUUGGAAAUAGAAAAAACGGCAUUUUCUCCGUCGUAAGCCGUCGGCAUAAAUGAAGUAUUACGUUCAUUGGCGCAGCAGCCUUCGGGAAAUUAAUGAAAUUCCGCGCGCGUUGGCAAACACAUUUGACGAUAGAGAGAGAGAUUAAAAGGGUCAAUUAUCGUGCAGCAGGUAUUUCAACUCUUCUACGCAGUGAGCGAGACUCAUCGCAAGGGGUAUAAUAAGUCGCGUGCCGCUCGUGGCCCUCGAUGAAAUUUAAUUUCCAGCGAUUUUGCGCAAUUAGCGAGGGCAAAGAGGGGAAAGUUCGGGGGACAAAGCAAAGUCCUCGCAAGUCGAAUGCAUCGAUGGAGCGCCUGACGAAUGAAUCCCAUUUGGGAUUCAUCAAUAACCCACGCCCGCAGUCGGCCAACUUUCCCGCAGCGCGAGGUAUCAAAUUUCAUCCGCCGGGAAUCGAACUUUCCGUGCCCGAAAAAGAGAGGAAAAGUUCUCCGGAGAGAGAUCGCCCGAGGAAGCUCGUCACCCUUCGCGGAGUAUUGAUUUAUUCCGAAAUAUGCAAAGAAGAAUAGCCCUCUUGUAUAUUAAUAGCAGAUCAGUCGAAAGCAAUGGCUCGCAACGCCAAAUAGGCGAUUGUAGGGAAGCAAUUGUUUUCUUCGAACGACAAUGGCUGGAGGGAGCGAGCUGGCCGUUUUAUUUUCGUAUAGAGGCGACUUAAGUAAGGCCGCUCGGUUGUCCCAUUCAUUCCGUAUCAUGAUUAAAAUCGUGACCUGAAUUUCCAUCUUUCCUCCGUCUCCGAUGCUCUUGUUUCCCUUUCGCCGUUGUCGUCUCUCUUGCGUGUACGUGUGUACGUGUGCGCUGCUUAUACUCUCGUCGCGCGGGCAGACUUUGCUCUUUCCUUAGCUUCUUUCGCCUUUUCUCCUUGGCUUCGCGAGACAUCGCCUCUGCGGCCUAUAUUCAGUCUACCGUCUUUGUCUUCGUAAUGGCUAAGUAGUUUACAGUUGUUUCCUCUGUAGCUUCACUCCCUGGGUUUAUCUGCCUUUGCAGCGUGCACGCGAGUUCGACUGCUCGAACUGGCCGACGUUUUCUCGACAGUUUCCAUGAUCUUGUCGAAGAGCCAUUGUCGUCUAUAGAAGUGCUCGACGUUCGACCGAAAGCAACUGGCGAGAAUUGGCGAUCGAGUCUGGCCUACGCGGACGCGGGAUCGUCGACGCCGCACUGUACGCCGAGGCCGUAGUCGAGGGAGCGCUCGUCCCUCUGAAAUCCGAAUUUCGAGUUUUUCCGCUGGACGCUGGCGUCGGGAGCUCGCGCGCGGAGAUUCGAAAUCGCAUCGCGAGAAGCCCCGGCGUUCGCCGCGCGAGGGGGGUUCGCGCGACUAUCGGCCGACGACAGCCGGCGCGCGACGGUCGCCAAGGGCUCGCCUCGAAAGUCGAGCUGCCGAGCUACUUGUUGCCGCGAGAGAGAACAUAGACGGCGCGCGUGAACAAUCAUCGAUGAAAGUCGCGUCCGUCGCGGGACAGGCCUCUCUCCGAUUAUCGGCACCCGGACCCAUGGCUCUCUUGCUUGGCCUAAUAACCUCCGCUCGCCCCGAGAAAGCUCGAGGAACCGGAGCGGAUCGGGACCGUCGGCGAACUCGCGGUCGAGCGCGAAAUACGACAGUUCGCGCCGAAGACGCGUCAACGGGUUGCUCGGCCGGGAGCCUCGCAGCGCUCGCGCAACUGCGGCGAGCAUCUCAAAGAGCCGCGCCAAUGCGAUCGCGCUCAAGCGUGACGCGCGAGACCGCGUCAAAGGGGCGGCGCUGUUUGCCUUCGGUAACCGAACCGCGGCGAACCUGAUGCGCUCGUAGCCUUCUCUCUCUCUCUCUCUAUCUUUCUUCUGACCUAUUAUAGUCAGUUGCGUCAUCGCAACUUUCUUUUAUUCGGCUCCUCCGUUCGUUUUCCUUCGCCCUUUGUUAGUUUUUAUCUCUCUCGCUCUCUCUCUCUCUCUCUCUCUCUCUCUCUCUCUCUCUCUCUCUCUCUUUUGAUGGAUCCUUCUGCGCGUGGACUAUGCGACCCACGGGCCGCUGCAAUAUGGCUAUUAUAUUAUCAACGGUUAGAGAGAAUUUGCGACGUGGUCGCGUGGACUUUAUUACGAACCAAAGGUGCGCGCUGAUCGACGCGAGCGGUCGAACUGUCGUCGGACGCGCAGUGGAAUCAGCGAGAAUACGAACGCGAACGCGAAAGAUCGCUUCUCGGACGCGAAAGACAUCGGCGAGCCCCGCUCGGUCGGCUUGGGGAAGGGCAUCGAUGCCUUUCGAAAGCGUCGACUGCGAUUACUGGCAUUUUUCCCCCCACCCCCGCCGAGCCGUGGGCGCUAUCCCCUUUGCCGAGUUCUAAAAUUAUAAGCGCGGCGACGGUCCUUGGAUCGUUCCGGGAGAAAAAACCAGCCCGACGCCGCUUAAUUGUCCGCAAAUGACGCGUCUCGCGGCUUUCAGCUGGCUCUCCUUGCCGGCGGGAAACCGGAGCGGCGAUUCCAUUUCCUCGGCCUGUCGAUAUCCGCGACGUCAAUCUCGCGUUCUUGCGCGCCCGCUUGUCUCGCGCGCCCGCCCCAAGGGAUCGCGAUUGCGCGAGAGCGCCCUCCUCGGGGAGAGACGGCCAGCGAGGAGCGCAGUGCUUUGGACGGCGCCGCGAGCAGAGCGACCGUGGAGGAGCGACGCCGAUAAUUGGCAGUAUAUCACGGUCCGCGCCUCCGGGUUCGCCGCGAGCGCACCUCGUCGAUCACCGAGCGCCCGAUCGGUCGUCGUCUCGUUAUCGAGCGAGGGAGCGCGGCGCGUCGCCUGCUCGAAGUAGGUUAAGCCGGAGUUCGAUGGAGCUCGCGACGCCGCGCGCCCUUGAGCCGCGGCGCCGCCGCGGCGAAUGCCUCCCGUGGGCUCUGCGACCGGAGGACGCGGCGUACCUCGAAUUUCGGCACGACGAAAAGCCUUGCCAGGCGCGGCCAGUUCAAGCGGUACGCUCGUAAAGGCGCCCGUGUCGCACCGAAAUCUGCCGAGACGCUGUAAACGGUUUACGGCGACCACCGAAUUUCCCCAAGGGCUGACGGACUCGCGCGACCUUCGAUCUCGCCGAGCACAAUCAAGAACAAACGUGGCGAAACGCGGCGAGCGAUAUGCAGCAGCUCGUCGUCGAUGGCAACGCGAGCCGAGCAUCGGUGGGCGCAGCGCGGGCGACGAGUCGUCGGCGCGCUACGGGCCGCAACGUCACCCGACAGAUCACAACUCGCUAGCCAAUCUCGAGAGCGAGUUCGCGCUCGAUGGACGGCGCUGUCGGGAACCCGACGCCGAUCGACCCGGUCAGCGGCGAGACCGGCAGCCAGUUGACGCGGCCGCGCGGAACGGCGACCAGCUCGAGCGACAGGUGGGAGGCGGACUCGUCACCGGACGGGAGCCGUCGCGCGCCUACGCGCCAGGGCAUCCACCUCGACUGCGUACGUGCGCCCUUGGACCGGUCGCGCCGCGGCCGGGAGCGGGGUCGCGCGCGGCUGACCGGGCGCCGACUCGUACCACUGGCGAUCUCCGGCGCCGCGGCGGGCCGUCGUUCAGGUCGAGCUCGAUCGAUCGGCGGCCAGGCGCGCCGCCGAGUCGCUAAUGGCGCUCGCGCGAAGGCGUUUCGUCGGCGAGCCAAGAUCGAGCCGCGUCGGACGGAGGCGCGUGCCAGUGCCCGCCCACGUGAUCUGACCCACGCAGCGCACGUGCACACCUCGUGCGGCGUGCGUGCGCGCGGCUUAAUUGGAUUUCGAUCGAGCUCGCGGCGGCGGCGGCGGCGGCGGCGGCGGCAGCGACUGCGCCCGCAGCUGCCGCUGGACCAAGCGGCUGGCGCACUUUUCGGCCGCUAUACAUGGCGCACUCGUUUACGCGGAGCGCCGCCCGACGCCUGACGCACUUGCGCGCUUUCGCUUGUCUUUGCAGAGGUGAUCGCCGCACACCGAGGCGCACGCACCACGCAGACGUAUCGUCCAACGUAUCGGCCAGAUAGGGCAACUCGAUCGUCAUCCGGAGCGCGCGAGACGCGCGAGAGCCGAGCCCCUCGACGGUAAGUACAGCCGAGGCUCGCGAGUCGCCCGGGCGGCGCGGCAGAGCAGCAGCCCCCGCCGAGGCCGGAGGGCGCAAUGACGCGGUCGCGCGCUUGUCUGCGGCAGAGGAUGCGCGUGGCGGAGCUGUGGACGGGCCUGCUGAUGCUGGCGCAGGCGCUGGCGAGCGCGCAGUACGCGGGCCCGUUCCCGGGCCAGCGGCGGCCGGCCCUGCGCCCGGAGCCGCCGGCCUACGGCGGCAAGCGCGCCUCCAGCCUGGCCGAGCCCAGCUGCGAGGAGCUGCGCGCCAUGUGGCGGUACAGCAAGCGGCAGAGCCGCGCCGCCGAGACCAGCAACGAGCUGCCCGUCUACCGGGACCCCUUCUCCUACAACGUCUGGGAGGCGUACCCGCGACACCUGCACAGCUCCGGCUAUCGAGACGAGUACGCGGGGAGCGCGCCGGCGACCAGUCGCCACGGCGGCGGGGCGCCCAUCUACGGCAAGGUCGUGCAGGCGCCCGAGCGCAGCCGUCUGCGCAACGGCAAGCUCGGCCGCGUCGGCUUCGACGACAUCAACAAGUACUACGGCACCCUGAGUCGCGAGCCGCCCUCCAGGGAGGGCCUCGUCAAUUCGCGCAUGCCCGGCGGCGUCGCCAAGUCCAUUCCGCGGCAGACCGGCCGCUUUCAGACGCUCAAGAACAUGAUACUCGAGGAGCGCGCCAAGGAGCUCAAGGAGCAGAGGAAGGCGGAAGACAUGGCGGCGCGGGCGGCAGCGCGGGCGGCAGCGCUGAAAGAGAUGACGUCGGGCGAUCGUCGGCAGCUAUCGGACAGCGGCAAUGCCAACGUCGCGAGCUCCUUGGGGCAGCUGCCAAAGUCCGAGUACUUCGGGUCCGAGGGACAAUACGUGGCCGACGUGCCGGACAUCCAGCAGAGCCUCACGAAGUCGGACCACUACGGAGCGCGGGGGUACAUGCUGCGCUAAGGCGAGCGGAGCGACGACGAAGAGCGCGUUGCCUUGUGUCCUCCCGGCCGCCCCCGCGAGCGAAUCGGCGACCUCUCUCUCGGCCGGGACUUGGCCCAAGUUCGAUCUCUCGCUGCUUUCUUCUCUUCCGGCGCAUCUCCGCGCCGAAGGCUGGCCGAUCACGCUCGCUCGACGCCUUCGCGGGGGACACGCCGUCUGCCACGGGGGUGGCCUUUUUGGUUUGUAUUCGCCGGAUGCCUGCGACGUCCUUCGCUUCUCGCAUCCGUCAACGUUCCAAUCGCUGAAUAUCGCUGUGUGCUCCGUAUCUCGGUUGGAUUUUUAGAGACACCCAAAGUUAGACAAUAAUUAGGUAAGCGAGUUCGAGAAGCUAUACAUGCUUGGCUGAUUUUCUUUCCAUCGAGUCAAUUGAUUCCGACGAUAGUCACCAAUCCACGUGUGUACGACAAAUAAAAGCCGUGAUUCGAUAUUGACAAUAAGCCCUUUAACGACAGCAGACAAGACGCUUGCAUUUAACUCUUUGUUGUACUGUAUAUCGGGAUACGAUAUAGAAUCAGAGAUAAAAAACAGCCCCAGAUAAAACCGAUAAAAAAAAUAUAUUGUGUGUGUCGUGUUCGCUGGCAGAACUCUGUAAACAAGACAAUAAUACUUUUAAGAUAUAUAUCACCAACGAUUUUUCUUGUACAAAGCUUUCGUUGCGUGCGCUUGUAUAGUAACGAUCGUUCCUUUCGACGAGACCAUGAGUCGUGAAUUGAAAUUUGCGAUAAUAAUCGAGGCGCGGCGCGUAACGGGGAGAGCGAGACCCGGCCGCGAGGCGGAACGUCGAGCCUCCAACGCCAGAAAUCAUCGCGCGCGCGCGCGCUUCCCCUUGAACGGCUCGUACUCGCGACGACGCUGAUUGCGCACGGUUCGUCGAGGCUCGGUGCACCCGAUCGCGCGCUCUUUUCGCCAUUCUUCCGAAAGCACGAGGAGAAAAAUCAACUUGUAAAUGCUGUAAGAACAAUCGUGAUGUAACUUAUAUGACUAAAUAAUGUACUUAUGAGAAAAAAAAAAUAUAUAUAUAUAUAUUAUGCAUAUGAAUCAAGUUAUAUUUACGGUAGAUAUUUUUCGAUAUCCAGCGAAACAAUGAUUUUGGCAAAAGAGUAAACGGUAAAAAAAAAAGAAAACAAACAAGCAAGAGAAAUACACGAGCAUCGCAAAAGCCAAGAGCAAGCGAGAAAGUGCAAAAUUCUCUUCGCUCCUUCCCGGUCGCUUUUCUUUCUCCCUUGCUCAUCUUUCUAGUCGCGCACUAGGUCAUUUAUAAAGCGCAUGCAAAAACUUACGUUGGCAGCAAUGGUCGGCACUGCGAUACCCCCCCCCCCCCCCCCCCCACUUCAUUUUCGUCAAGGUACACGUGUAUCAGCGGGUGCAGAAGAGCUUUCCUUCUUCGUUUUUCCUUGCUUCGUCUUUGCGCGAACGACACCCCGUCCCUCUAUGACUUGUAAAUAUCGAUGCGCAUUUUGUAGUUUUUGAUUGGCCGAUGACGUGAAGCCGUUGUACGACGCUUUUUAUCAGCAGCCGCCGGGAUGAUUUUCAACGUGCAGGACAAUAAAGAUUCAAAGAACCGCUUGAAUUACAUAAAACCUGAUAAAUCAUAUUAUGAAAACAAAAAAAAAUAUAUAUAUAUAUAUAACUGGAUUAAUGAAAAGCGUAGGAAAAAAAAGAAUUCUUGAUAUACGUCGUCGAGCGACAGAUAUACAAUACAUGAAAACUACAUACGUGUAAAGCAGAAUAUGUAUAAGGGAAAAAAUUGGCGUUUGCGCCUAUCACGUCGACGCUUAUAAAGACUUGAUACCUAUAUAAUAUAUAACACACCCACACACCGAGACGCGCAAUCCUCUCUAGUUCUCUCGAAUGCGUGCGAUCAAUCCUCUUCAGAGUAGCCUUUCUCCCGUACAAGUAGCGCGCCAGUAUGUAUCUCCUUUUAUAGUUGACAAAGCCAGAAUAAUGAAAAACAGUUGAGUCGAUAAUAGAUAUAAUAAUCCAUAAUGCAAUAGGCACGCAACUGUUUCAUUUGAUCGCGAUAUCUAUGUACAUAUCCGACGAAAGGGGGAACGACUUGGUGCUGAAACCUGACGCUCGAUUAGCGCUUUGUAUUUCCCGAAGAAAAGCAUCGGCCUUUUUCUCGGGCGUCGGCGGCGAAAUUGCGGAACUUUCGCCCGGCGCUGGCGUCACGGGGUGGGAAGAAAUGCCGCGUGCAGCUGCAGUCAGGGAAGGUGAGCGCGCGCCGGCCAAUUUCUACGAGCCAUUGGGAAUAGCGAGGCGUUGGCCUGCCCGAACGCGCAGCUUUACUCAUCGUGCAAACGCGCGAAUCGAUAAAGUUGUGCGGAGCAAUGAAUGAAAAACCGAUGGUCCUCUAUAUUUUACUAGAUAGACUAGAGAGUAAAAGAUAACGAUAAAUAAAAAGCUAAUAGGAUAUAUACGUACGCAGUAUUGUCUGAAUGGAAAACGAGGUGUAACUUUUGUAAGUGACCUAUACAAGAUAUACAUUCAGCGUAAACGUGUUCGAUCGUAAAUAAUACUUAUACGUAUGUUAAUACGGAUACUAUUAUAUUAGGCGAACAUGCGGACUUUAUGAUCAUUGAGCUACAUAAGAAUCGUGUCACUGAAAGGAGAAUCAAUACAUAGGCCAAUUCUGUGCUGAACACAACUAAAUACAUAUAUUCAACGUAGAUAGCUCGAAUACCAAUUUUAUUUUUAUUUUUCUCUUCAUUUUCCAAGUAUAGUUUAUCGAUCAAGACAGAGGCGGACAAACGUGCAUUCGCGCAUUCACAGUUAUUUCGUUAGAAUUAUUCAAUGUUUCUGUAGAUUCUUAACAUCGGUGUAUUGAAAAAGACUUUUCGUUUUGUGUCAAGAACGCCCUGCACUUUUCGGACGAAACGAACGUACGCAAAGUCAACAGCGACGUUGCGAAUAGUACAAACGUCAACUUUCGUCUAUUUUUUUCUUCAACUCAACGACGCGUUAACCCGCAUUACGUGUCUGAUUUAUCUUUCUUUUCCGCUUUCCACGCGUACAAUUAUAAUUAAGUGUUCGAUCAAUGGGUCGAAUAUCGUUUGGUUUAUGUGGAAGCAAACUAUUGUUCGUAAGUGUGGUUCCAACUUUUCACCACAUUAUCUUCAAUCGCAUAUAGACAAUAGAGAUAUAUUGACAAUAAAUAAUUAAAAGAUGAAUAUGUAAUUUUCUAUUUGCCUUUCUGCCAAUUUAUUAAUGUGAUGUUUUUAUAUUCAAAUGUAUUGCAGAAAUGAUUAUCUUAUCAUGUUCUGAUUAUUUAUAAGAUAUAUCAUUGUGAAUUCGAGACAAAAGCUGUAAUUUACAUGAGUUCUAAUUUGUGCGUGUACAUAUCUGUUACUGAGGAAAGCGCAUUUACAAUUGCUUAUACUGUUGCAAUUUUCGUUUUGUUUUGUACUUACCGAAAAGAGAAAAGGUGUGUGACAUCUAGACUGACUGAUAUUGCACUGAUAAUUAAGUUUUAGUCACUGCUGUAUAUACCAACAGCUAUCAUUUUUAUUGAAAAUUAUUAUAUGUUUGCAGAAUUCAAAGGGAAAUAUGAAAGUUUUUUUUU